Messenger RNA from Nicotiana tabacum (common tobacco), 1161 nucleotides. The record is from RefSeq and is a predicted model, not a curated record. NCBI's taxonomy places the organism in Eukaryota, Viridiplantae, Streptophyta, Magnoliopsida, Solanales, Solanaceae.
AUUACAACAAAAAAACUUGAAAAACACGAUAUAACCCAUAAAUUAAUCGGUCUUCAAAUAUAACGGCUUUGAUUUUGUCCAUUUUCAGUGACACAGAUAUUUCUUAUACCCAAAGAGAGAAACGUUUGAUCUAGGGGUUUUUGUAAUUUGUGCAGCAGAUUGACAGAAUAAGUGUGUGUAAAAAUUGGAGUGAUGGUGGAAGAAACUGAGGUUAAUGAGCUGAAGAAGAAGGGGAAUGAGACGAGGAGAAGUCAAAGGAAAUUGGGCCGAUCAGCAAUUUGGGCUGUUUUGGUGUUGAUAAUAGCAUUGGGUGCAGCAUUCUUCCAUACCCAAAAGGGGAAGCCGUGUCCUUGUUUUCAGGAUUCUAGAAAAUAUACUGGAAUAGUUGAGGACUGCUGUUGUGAUUACGAAACAGUUGACGCUAUUAAUGGGGCUGUGCUGCAUCCUUUACUCCAAGGGCUUGUUACAACUCCCUUUUUUAGAUACUUUAAGGUUAAGCUGUGGUGUGACUGCCCUUUUUGGCCUGAUGAUGGUAUGUGUAAGUUGCGAGAUUGCAGUGUAUGUGAAUGUCCAGAAAAUGAAUUUCCCGAAUCUUUUAGGAGACCACCGCUUGGCCUUCCAGCUGAUGAUCUGAAAUGUCAAGAGGGAAAACCAGAGGCAGCUGUUGACCGCACUCUCGACUCUAAGGUUUUCAGGGGAUGGAUAGAGGUAGAUAACCCUUGGACAAAUGAUGAUGAGACAGAUAAUGAUGAGAUGACAUAUGUCAAUCUCUUACUGAACCCGGAGCGUUACACUGGUUACACUGGUCCCUCAGCCAGGCGAAUAUGGGAUGCUGUAUAUUCAGAGAAUUGUCCGAAAUAUGCAUCUGGAGAGAUUUGCCAGGAGAAAAAGGUUUUAUACAAGCUUAUAUCUGGUCUCCACUCUUCAAUCUCAAUACACAUAGCUGCUGAUUACCUGCUUGAUGAAACUAAAAACUUGUGGGGUACAAAUCCAGAUCUGAUGUAUGAUCGUGUUCUGCAAUAUCCUGAUCGUGUCAGAAACUUGUAUUUUACUUUCCUCUUUGUUCUCCGAGCUGUAACAAAAGUGAGUACUCGCUCCACAUGCCUAUAUGUUGGUAACUCCUAGAAUGUUAACUUUUCCUAAGUUAAUUUAUUGGGUUAU